Molecule: messenger RNA, 4005 nt
Organism: Polypterus senegalus (gray bichir)
Lineage: Eukaryota; Metazoa; Chordata; Cladistia; Polypteriformes; Polypteridae
Product: zinc finger protein 420-like
Exons: 6
Biological process (GO): regulation of cytokine production; negative regulation of transcription by RNA polymerase II; regulation of immune system process
Source: RefSeq, a predicted model, not a curated record
AUGGGACGCGUGACGUCAUCCAGGGCGACGGAAACUGAAGCCACGCUACCGCCGCGUAGUCUGCUGUGCACGUGAGGAAAAGCAGCUGCUAGCACGUUGUUUGAAAGUGAGGCGGGAGACAAAACGAUUUGUAAUUCUUAUCACUGAGAGGUAGAAGGAGAUACAGAGAGAGAAAGCUGUCAAUUACGCUUAGAUGGAUGUGAAAAAGGAGGAGUGUGGGGCCGACAUGAAUAUUAUGGACAAAAGGACCUCAAAUGUUAAGGAGGAGGAGUGUGAAUGGGAGUGUGUCCAACCUAAACAGGAGAGUUUCAUCAUUAAGGAUGAGGACUGUGAACUGGGGUCAUUGGGUAUUAAAGAAGAGGCUGAAGAGAUGUCUGUCAGGGUUGAGGUACACAAAUAUAAAAGGACUGAGACUGUGAAGGACGAUGAACAAGAUGGAGCAGUGACUGAGUUAGUCUCUUCUCAAAGUAGACACUGUCCAUCACCAGAGUCUUCUACCCAUGUGAAGUCUGAAUCAUUAGAAUGUGACACAAAGAGGACUGAAAAAGUUUCAUCUGUUAGAACUCCAGAAGAUCAGCCAUCAACUUCAGGGAAAUCCACAAAAGGAGACACGCAUCAGUGCUAUUCUGAAUGUGGCAAACAGUUCAACUCCCGGGGAUAUCUUCAGAUACAGCAAAGAAGUCACAGAGGAGAGAAGCCUUACUGCUGUUCUGAAUGUGGCAAGAAGUUUUUGAAAAAGAACGAUUUUCAAAGCCACCAAAAAAUUCACACAGGAGAGAAACCUUAUUGCUGUUCUGAAUGUGGCAAGCGGUUUCUAAACAAGACUUUACUUCAUAGGCACCAAAGAAUUCACACAGGAGAGAAACCUUAUUGCUGUUCUCAAUGUGGCAAGCAGUUUUCGCAAAAAUGGAAUCUUCAGAUCCACCAAAGAAUUCACACAGGAGAGAAGCUUUAUUGCUGUUCUGAAUGUGACAAAUGCUUUUCAGAAAAGCGCAUUCUUCUGAGACACCAAACAAUUCACACAGGAGAGAGUCCUUAUUGCUGUUCUGAAUGUGGGAAACGCUUUCUAAACAGGAGUUCACUUCAAAGACACCAAAGAAUUCAUACAGGAGAGAGACCUUAUUGCUGUUCUGAAUGUGGCAAGCAUUUUUUGCACAAAUGGGAUGUUCAGAUCCACCAAAGAAUUCACACGGGAGAAAAGCCUUAUUGCUGUUCUGAAUGUGGUAAACAAUUCACGUCCAAAGGAUAUCUUGAGAUACACAAAAGAAUUCACACAGGAAAGAAGCCUUACUGCUGUUCUGAUUGUGACAAGAGUUUUUUGCAAAUGAGCCAUCUUCAAAGCCACCAAAGAAUUCAUAUGGGAGAAAAGCCUUAUUGCUGUUCUGAAUGUGGCAAACAGUUUUUAAAAAAGAGCUCUCUUUUGACCCACCAAAAAAAACAUAAUUGAGAGAAGCCAUAUUGCUUUCUGAAUGUUAUGGUGAUGGUCUAUAUGGAUGUGAAAAAGGAGGAAUGUGAGGCCGACAUGAAUAUUAUGGACAAAAGGACCUCAAAUGUUAAGGAGGAAGAUUGUGAAUGGGAGAGUGUCCAACCUAAACAGGAGAGUCUGGACAUUAAGGAUGAGGACUGUGAACUGGGGUCAGUGGGCAUUAAAGAAGAGGCUGAAGAGACGUCUGUCAGCGUAGAGGUGCACAAAUAUAAAUGGAUUGAGAGCGUCAAGGAAGACGAACAAGAUGGAGCAGUGACUGAGUUAGUCUCUUCUCAAAGCAGACACUGUCCAUCACCAGAGUCUCUUAUCAAUGUGAAGUCUGAAUCAUUAGAGCCUGACACAAAAAGGACUGAAGAAGUUUCAACUGUUAGAACUCCGGAAGAUCAGCCAUCAACUUCAGGGAAAUCCACAAAAGGAAACAAACAUCAGUGCUGCUCUGAAUGUGGCAAACAGUUCAAGUCCAGGGGAUAUCUUCAGGUCCACCAAAGAAUUCACACAGGAAUAAAGCCUUAUUGCUGUCCUGCAUGUGGCAAGAAAUUUUCACAAAAAUGGAAUCUUCAGAUCCACCAAAGAGUUCACACGGGAGAAAAGCCUUAUUGCUGUUCUGAUUGUGGUAAGCAGUUUUCAAAAAAGAUCAGUCUUCGUAUCCACCUAAGAACGCACACAGGAGGAAAUCCUUAUUGCUGUUCUGAAUUUGGCAAACCGUUUUCGCUUAAGAAGGAUCUUUAUGUCCACCAAAGUAUUCACAUGGGAGAGAAACCUUACUGCUGUUCUGAAUGUGGGAAGCAGUUUUUGCAGAAGAGCAGUCUUAAGAUUCACCAGAGAAUUCACACAGGGGAGAAACCUUACUGUUGUUCUGAAUGUGACAGGCGGUUUUCACAGAAGUGCCAUCUUCAGAGACACCAAACAAUUCACACUGGAAAAAAGCUUUAUUGCUGUUCUGCAUGUGGCAAGCAGUUUGUACAAAAGAGUAAUCUUCAUAGACACCAAAGAGUUCAUACAGGAGAGAAACCUUAUUGCUGUUCUGAAUGUGGCAGUCACUUUUCAGAAAAGUGCAGUCUUCUGAGACACCAAGCACUUCACACAGGAGAGAAUCGUCAUUGCUGUUCUGCAUGUGGCAAGAAGUUUUUGAGAAAGAGCAGUCUUCAGAUCCACCAAAGAAUUCACACAGGAGACAAACCUUAUUGCUGUUCUGAAUGUGGCAAGCAUUUUUCAAAACAGACCAGUCUUCGUAUGCACCAAAUUACUCACACAGGAGAGAAGCCUUAUUGCUGUUCUAAAUGUGACAAGCGGUUUUCACAGAAGAGCCAUCUUCAAAGACACCAAGCAAUUCACACAGGAGAGAAAUCUUAUUGCUGUUCUGAGUGUGACAAGCAGUUUUCAAAAGAGACCAGUCUUCAUAUGCACCGAAUUAUUCACACGGGAGAAAAGCCUUAUUGCUGUACUGCAUGUGGUAAACAGUUUUUGCAGAAGAGCACUCUUCAGAGACACCAAAGAAUUCACACAGGAGAGAAACCUUAUUGCUGUUCUGAGUGUGACAAACAGUUUUCGCUUAAGAAGAAUCUUAAGAGCCAUCAAAGACUUCACACAGUAGAAUAACCUUAUUGCUGUUCCGAAUGUUGGAAGAAUUUUUCACAAAAAUCAUCUCUUAAGGUUCUCAAAAGCGUUCAUACAAGAGAAAAACCUUAUCGUUGUUCUGAAUGUAGCAAGUGCUUUUCAACAGAGAGCAAUCUUUUGACCCACCGAAAACUUCUGACAAGUGCUUAUUGUAAAGGAGUAAGCUUCAGAGCCAUUAAUGAAUUAACAGUGGCAUCACCACAGUGGAACAUACAAGAGCACACAAGUGUACCGUGAGUAAGAAAAUAAGAGAAAUCUGACACAGUCCAGUGUUCAUGUGAAGAUAAAGAGCAGACCACGUACUGCUAGUUCUACACAUCUGGUCAUUAGUUGUCAACUGAAGAGUAUCCUCAGACAGCUUGUGCAACAUUUCAGUUCAGAAAUGUAAUUUUUGACUUCCAAAUUUAAGAUACUUUCUGGAAUAAUUUUAAAAAGAAAACAAAUUAGUGUAGAGAAAUUAGAAUGCUACCAAAGAACACCAAAAGAAGAAAUAAUACAGCAAAGGACAACAGCAUUUAUUUCAGAGACUUCAGAGAGAUUUAUAUCGGAGAACUGGUAGAGAUAGGUGUGAGAGUGUGACGUAUGAAGGACAAUUUUAUGGUGUGACAAGGAAGCAAUGUUUAUUUUAGACCGCCGCAUCAUUGGCUGACACCAUCAUAAGUCACUUUACAGAAAUUGUGAAACAGGAAGAAAAAAGUAAAAAGUGAACUAACCAACACAAAGUCUCUUUUAUAAUAAAAUAAUCUUGGGGAUGAGACGUGACUUUCUCAGAGAGACACUUUCACCUUGCGUGAAACAAGACUUUGUGCCGAGAUUUAAUCACUCCUGGGGCCAGAAGUAAAAGACAAAAUAGAAUGUCUUAAAGAAUUCAAAAACGUUGGCACAUUACACAUGCAGAGCAG